AUGUCUGAAAUGGGAUCCGGUCAAGAAAAUGGAUCGAACAUCGCUCUCCCUGACUUAGCCCCCAAUACUUCUUUAUCGCGAGACAUCUCAACAUCCAAUCCUGGAAUUCUCAGUGAUGAUCAACCCACACCUUCUGAUGGACUCAAUGCCACCUCCGAUCCUCCAACGGUACUUAGGCCAGGGCGUCAUGGUGUCACUGAGGUUCCACAACUUCCCAUCCACACCGUACGACGAAAGCUUAGAGGCAUUCACAUUUUCAUGAUCGCAAUCAAUGGCACGCUUGGAACAGGUCUAUAUAUUCGAAGUGGCCAGAUUCUUGAGCUUGGAGGACCAAUUGCAGUCGUCCUGUCAUUUAUUGCUCUUGGCAUCUUGGUCUGGGCGGUCAUGCAAUGUAUCGCUGAGCUUCUAUGUCUAUGGCCUGUACCAGGUGCAGUGCCUUUAUUUGUCAAGAAAUUUGUUGACAGGGAGCUUGGCGAUGCUGUGGGCAUCGCGUAUUGGUUUACUUACUCUAUCGGAUUUGCCGCCUUGAUCACCACCUCCGCUAGUGUCUUAAACUUCUGGACUGCCGAUAUGGAUGGCUUCACGGAAGGGUUCGUAUACGUCGCUCUACCAAUAACACUCGUGGCAAUCAAUUCAGUCAAGGUCGAGAUAUAUGGUUGGCUCGAAGUCAUUACUGGUAUUAUCAAGCUGAUUUUCUUGACUAUAAUCAUCGUUUGCCUCAUUUACAUUAUAACUCUGCCCGACAGAUCUGUGAGCAAGGUCUCAAGUUGGACUGAACCUUUUAAAAACGAUGAUAAUGCUGCCAGUGGUUGGUUCGAGGGCUUUAUGAUGUGUCUUUCAAUCGCUACUUUUGCCUAUGCUGGCGUUGAGAAUAUUGCUGUUUCUGUCAUAGAGGCUCGCUGGCCCUCAGUACCAGAGAGACCUCAAUCAUGCCAUGACUCGUCAGAGGGUCUAACUUCAGGAAACUCAUCGCCUCCUCAACAAGUAACAGGAAUAGCUGCAUCUCAUAAGGCGGUCAAAAAAACACUCGGGUUUACAGCUGUUUAUCUGCCAAUAUUUGUUGCUUUUGCUUACAUUAUUAGUGGACUCCUCGUCACUCUAAGUCUCAAGAGAGAUAAUUGCGGUCUUCAGAGACUUGCCUCAUUAAAGGACAAGGACUGCACAGAGCCAGACCCAAAGCAACGAGGAUUCACGUACUCGCCUUUUAUUAUCAUUGCCCAGGACUCGAAGAUUGACAACCUGGAUAAUGUUUUCAAUGCUUUUAUCGUUUUUACAGCGCUGACAUGUGCGAACACAAACUUGUAUGUCGCGUCAAGGACACUAUUCGGUAUUACGCGGAAUAUUCGUUCCAGGGAGUAUGUACCAAGACUUCUGUCCUGGUUUGGCGUCACGGACCGGAAUAGGGUGCCGUUGAGGGCGAUGACCAUAUCCGCUGUAGCCUUUUGCUGGGUCCCAUUUCUCCAACGAAAAGAGAGUUUCAAUACAGGGUCGACACUAGGAAAGUUUGUUGAGAUUUUAGUUCAGAUGGGGUCUGUCAGCGUUGUUAUUGUCUGGGCUUGUUUAUGUUUGGCAUAUAUCCGUUACUAUUACUGUAUUCAUACGUUUCGUGAUGCCUUGGCUACGGAAGGAAUACACCUGGCACGAGAUCGCCAACAGGAAUCCGAGGCCUAUCCGUAUCAAAGUUACUGGCAACCACUCCUAGCCGGCUUUGCCUUUACAGGCUGUUUAGUCAUUCUUCUGAUCUGCAAUGGAGUCUUCUUGUGGAAAGAGUUUCAUAUCAUCCCAUUCUGCUCUGGAUAUCUAACGGUAAUUGCAUUUCUAGUAAUCUGGAUCGGGCUGAAAGUCUAUAAAGGAGUUUGGUCGCCCUGGAACAGACUGAACGCGAACAUAGCCAUUGAUAUCAUCAGAGAUCUAAAUGAGCUACGUGACAAUUCACUACAGCAGCCUGCAGAUGGUCUCGAAUCUCGCUGGACUGCUUUCAAAAGGGGAUUAGGGCGGAGGGGGAAUGGCGCCAAUUGA
This is a messenger RNA of Fusarium sp. VM40, 2019 nucleotides long. NCBI's taxonomy places the organism in Eukaryota, Fungi, Ascomycota, Sordariomycetes, Hypocreales, Nectriaceae. The record is from the annotation of a GenBank genome assembly.